UUAAUUUAUUAUAACCCCAACAAGUCUUCGCUUCUCCAGAAGGAGAAGUCUUUCUCUGUCUCCUUUCACCUCCCUCCUACCUCUGCUUCUUCUUCUUCUUCUUCUUAUUUUUCUUCUCAACGGGAACUGCUUCUCCCUCCCUCUUGACUCUGUUUGAGAUUCAGUUUCAGAGCUACUGAGUGAUGGGUGUGAGCUGCACCGGUUCGCACACUUCCCACAUAACAGAGAUCAUCAUCACUAGUUUUUUCCGCCAUAAGUCUUAGAUUAGUCUACUCAAAAACGAGAGAAGAAAUCAGGGUUUCGUUUGUUUUUCUGCUGAUUGGAAAACAGUAUUACAGUGAUGGCUGAUUCUUAAGUGAAAAAACUUCUUUUUCUCUCUCUCUCUCUCUGUUAACUCAUAUGGCGGGUGGGAAGAUCUAUAGCAGUGGUUCUGGUGGUUCUAAUAUCUCUGUUUUGAUUCAAAGUAAAAAGGGUCCUUCCUCCUCUGAAUCUCUUGAUCCUCUUUUCAUGUCUGUCUCCUCUACUUCUCCUUUUCUUGUAGGUUCAAGAUCCAUGAUGAGCUUUGAAGAUGUAAAGGGAGGAAAUGGAUCAAGCAGGUCGUUUUUCAGGGGUUACGAUCAGGACGAUAAUAUAGAAGAGGAGUUGGAAGAGUAUUUCCAACAACCUGAGAAGAAGAGGAGACUGAGGGUAGAUCAAGUUCAAUUUCUCGAGAAGAGUUUCGAGGUAGAGAACAAGCUUGAACCAGAAAGGAAAAUUCAGCUAGCCAAGGACCUUGGCCUGCAGCCCAGGCAGGUUGCUAUCUGGUUCCAGAAUCGCCGGGCUCGAUGGAAGACAAAGCAAUUAGAGAAGGAUUAUGAAGCUUUACAAACUAGUUAUAACACCCUUAAGACUGAUUACGAUAACCUUCUCAAAGAGAAGGACAAGCUUAAGACUCAAGUAAAUCUUCUGGUAGAGCAGUUGAUGGAGAGGGAGAAGGAGAAGGGGAAUUCAGAAUUGACAAACAUAAACUCAAGUUUUCAACAAGAUCUACCAGAAAAACCAGUUGCUGAAUCAAUUAAUUCAGAAGGUGAAAUAUCGAAGGCCUGUAAACAAGAAGAGAUUAGUUCAGCCAAGAGUGAUAUAUUUGAUUCAGACAGUCCACAUUACACAGAUGGUGUUCAUUUCGAGCCAGACCAGUCUGAUUUAUCCCAAGAUGAAGACGAUAACCUGAGCAAGACUCUCUUCCCUGCUUACAUUUGCUCAAAACUGGAUUAUUCCGACCCGCCCACAACUUCAUGUAACUUUGGAAUCCCAGUUGAAGAUCAAGAUCAUGCUUUCUGGUCAUGGUCUUAUUAAUAAACUUCUUCAUGGCUGCUACAUAUAAAUAUAUAUAUGUAUGUAUUUUGUGUAGUAAUUUAGCAGAUUGUUUUUGGCAGUUUAUAUAUAAAUAAGCAAAAUAAAGAUGGAAGGCCAAAUUCAAUGGUGGGUUCUGGUGAAGCUGGAAACCACUUUGUAAUCUUGUUUUGUUGGGAGUUUGAUUUUCUUGUUGCUUCACAUGUUAAUGUAUAUUGUAAUUUUGUUCUAUCUAGCACUGAAAAAGUUUCUUCUUCAAAUUUAAGAAUGGCAAAUGCAGAACAAUAAGAUA
Molecule: messenger RNA, 1624 nt
Organism: Carica papaya (papaya)
Lineage: Eukaryota; Viridiplantae; Streptophyta; Magnoliopsida; Brassicales; Caricaceae
Product: homeobox-leucine zipper protein HAT5-like
Biological process (GO): positive regulation of DNA-templated transcription
Cellular component (GO): nucleus
Molecular function (GO): sequence-specific DNA binding; DNA-binding transcription factor activity, RNA polymerase II-specific
Source: RefSeq, a predicted model, not a curated record